AUGAGAAGGGACUGCGACGGAAAGCUCAUGUUCAACAUGUAUCUCUCAGAUCCGACAGAAAAUCUCUUGAAAGAUAACAAAGGAGCAUCAUGGGCUCCAAUAAAUACCGGAGCCCAAAAAGGGAGCGGUCAGAUCCAGCUGUGGCAGUUCCUGUUGGAACUUCUGUCGGACAGCAGCAACGUGUCGUGCAUCGCCUGGGAGGGCACCAACGGCGAGUUCAAGCUCAUCGACCCGGACGAGGUGGCCCGGCGCUGGGGCGAGCGCAAGAGCAAGCCCAACAUGAACUACGACAAGCUCAGCCGGGCGCUGCGGUACUACUACGACAAGAACAUCAUGACCAAAGUGCACGGCAAGCGCUACGCCUACAAGUUCGACUUCCACGGCCUGGCGCAAGUGUGCCAGCCGUCGUCGUGCGCGGAGCAGGCCAUCUACAAGUUCCAGGGCAACUUCUCGCCCUGCAUCCCCUUCUCGGGCAUUUCCAAACUCAACCUGCACGUAGCGCCCGCCGUGCACGGGCCCUCGGGCUUCUCCUACUGGGCCGGCUCGCCGUCGGCCGCCGCCCUGUACCACCACCACCAUCACCACCACCACCACCACAGCCACAACCUGCAGCCCCCCGCCGCCGGACCCUUCGCCGCGGUGCCCCCCGGCCACAUCAACACUUUGAGCAACAUCAACAAUCACUACAACUGAGCCCGCGUGGGGUGACGUCACUGCAGGUAAAGGCUGCACCUUGGCGAACUUUUCAUCGUUAUGUGUAAAAAAAAAGAAAGAACGAAAAAAAAAAAAUAGUUAAGAUCUCCGUGUACUAAAAUUCAUGUUGACGAAAAAAAGGACCUUAAGCUAUAUUUAAUAUGGAACGUACUGUAACAUACAUGCACACACAUGUAUGAACAAUAACAAUGAAAAAGAAACAAUAGUAAUCAACUAAAACCGGCGGCACACAAAAGACAUCAAAGAUUUUUUUUGGCGGGGGGGGGGGGCGUGUGAUUAAAGUUAAAUAAAAGUUGACUCUACAUAUAGUUUAAAACUCACUUACAUAUGAGAAGAAAUUACUUUGAUAACUAUUCAAUUAAAUAUAUAUUGCAUUUUGACACUUACAAGUAUAAGAUCAAUAGAUAAAUAAAUUGCGUCAAAAAGAUACUGCAUUAUUGCCAUAAGAAAAAGAAAAGCUGUACUCCAGUCGUGAUUCAGUUCAAAAGCAUUGCACUUCUUCACACAAAAAGUCGAAAAUGAAGGCAAAUAUUGCACUUAAAAAUGAAAUACAAAUGAAGUGUAACCACUAGGUCGGUCCAAUUAAAAUAAAAACGAACACUACUUCUGGUUACCCAAAUCCUUUUCGUCCACGUCAUAAAUGGUAGAAAAUAAUAAAAUCAUUAACAUUGACUUUUUUUUAAUGUACACUUCUACAAAAAAUGGUCUAGGUGACAAAAUACAGCAGUUAUUUACUUUCUCCUGUAUUUCCUUUUUCACACCUGAUUCAUUUUGGACAAAAUUUCCGGUGAAAAAUUCUCACAUUCUGGUUUAAAAUGUAGACCAAGGGAGAAUUCUCAAGUUUGAAUAUUAUAAAAAAGCAAUUCUUCAAGAGUCUGCGUAUAUAAAUAGCUUUUAUACGUGUAUCUAUGGUUACCAGUGCAAAUUCAAUUCAAAAGAAUUACCGAGAUGCAUAAUUAGUCUAAUGGCGCCCUCAUGCGGCCAAUUGUUGACAAUAAACGUCUGAUGUAUUUUUAUCAUCCAGUGGUCUUCAAGUUACGACGCGGCUAUGCUACUCCUGGUGCAACGCGAAUUUGGAUGAGGGCCACAAAUAAGGGAUGAUGAGAAAAAAUGUCAGAACUCAUCUUACGUUCUUACACUGCGUGACCGUUCGUAUCUAAAGAAACGACGUAGGUCGAUACAAUCCAACACCACGUGUAUGUUUGUUAGUGCAUGUGGUUGUAGCUUGCAGUAGUUUAGAACAACACUGCAUCUCACUCAGAGCUAUUGACAUUCAUUUAAAAUAAUUGAACAUCCAUCCAUUUUCUUCGCCGCUUAUCCUCACAAGGGUUGCGGGGAGUGCUGGACCCUAUCCCAGCUGUCAACGGGCAGGAGGCGGGGUACACCCUGAACUGGUUGCCAGCCAAUCGCAGGGUGCAUAGAGACAAACAGCUGCACUCACAAUCACACCUAGGGGCAAUUUAGAGUGUCCAAUUAAUUUUGCACGUUUUUGGGAUGUGGGAGGAAAGCGGAGUGCCCGGAGAAAACCCACGCAGGCACGGGGAGAACAUGCAAACACCACACAGGCAGAGCCGGGAUUGAACCUGGUACCUCAGAACUGUGAGGCCAACGCUUUCAAGAUGAUCCACCGUACUGCCAUACUAGAACAUGUAUUUGAUUAUUAUUAAUACAGAAUGUAAUUACCUGAAAUCAGGAUGAUGAGUACAACUAGUCCUACUAGCUAUAGUAGAAUACACCGCUUCAAAAUACAAGUAACUCUUCAAAUAAGCAUUGUGAUCUUUAGGCAAGAAACAACAACAAUAAAAAUAAAAAACAAUUAUUCUUGUUAAAUAGUAAUUGGAAUAAUUUUCUUCCUUUUCUUCUUUUCCUCCCAUUAUUGUCGAUGCAAAGUGAUGCAUAUCAGAUUUUUUCAAACUUUUCAUUUAAAAGUUACUUUUUAUUAUAUUCUUUGUUUGGAUUUUAUUUAUGUAUUUACUUAUUUUUGACUGGUGCAUUUGAAAACAUUUAUCUUUAUGAUUACGCAAUUAAAACAGUACUUAUACUAUUUUUCUCAUUUUCCUAUUCUUGUUAUUGAAAAAAGAUCAUUCUGU
Molecule: messenger RNA, 2804 nt
Organism: Syngnathoides biaculeatus (alligator pipefish)
Lineage: Eukaryota; Metazoa; Chordata; Actinopteri; Syngnathiformes; Syngnathidae
Gene: fev
Product: FEV transcription factor, ETS family member
Exons: 3
Coding region: 1-693 (230 amino acids)
Biological process (GO): cell differentiation; regulation of transcription by RNA polymerase II
Cellular component (GO): nucleus
Molecular function (GO): DNA-binding transcription factor activity, RNA polymerase II-specific; sequence-specific DNA binding
Source: RefSeq, a predicted model, not a curated record